GUCCGCUCAGCCCGGUGGCUCCGCGCACCUACUGCCAUGGAGACACGGCCUCGUCUCGGGGCCACCUGUUUGCUGGGCUUCAGUUUCCUGCUCUUCGUCAUCUCUUCUGAUGGACAUAAUGGGCUUGGAAAGGGUUUUGGAGAUCAUAUUCAUUGGAGGACACUGGAAGAUGGGAAGAAAGAAGCAGCUGCCAGUGGACUGCCCCUGAUGGUGAUUAUUCAUAAAUCAUGGUGUGGAGCUUGCAAAGCGCUAAAGCCCAAAUUUGCAGAAUCUACAGAAAUUUCAGAACUCUCCCAUAAUUUUGUUAUGGUAAAUCUUGAGGAUGAAGAGGAACCCAAAGAUGAAGAUUUCAGCCCUGAUGGAGGUUAUAUUCCACGUAUCCUUUUCCUGGAUCCCAGUGGCAAGGUGCAUCCUGAAAUCAUCAAUGAGAAUGGAAACCCCAGCUACAAGUAUUUCUACGUCAGUGCUGAGCAAGUUGUUCAGGGGAUGAAGGAAGCUCAGGAAAGGCUGACGGGUGAUGCCUUCAGAGAAAAACAUCUUGAAGACGAGUUGUAACAUGAAUGUACCCCUUCUUUCAUUAGAGUUAAUGUUCUGUAAGGAAAGCAGCAAGGGAGGGAAUAUUGAGGAAUCAUCCAGAACAAUUAAGCUGACCAGGAAACCUCAUUCCUACCUACACUGGAAGGAGCUCUCUCACUGUGGAAGAGAUCUGCUAACAGAAGCUGGUCUGCAUGUUUGUAGAUCCAGCAGAGUGGCAGACUUUCUUCUCCUUCUCUCUCUCACGUAAACGUCAAUUUGUCAUUGAAUAUAAAGAAUAAAAUCUUCUGACACAAAACUUAAGCCACUUGGAGGUUUACUCUUUGCACUUUAGUAUUUGAGUCUUUUCCCAUUUCCUCCCACUUUACUCACCUUAGUGGUGAAAGGAGACUAGUAGCAUCUUUUCUACAACGUUAAAAUUGCAGAAAUAGCUUAUCAUUAAAAAAACAACAACAAUAUCAGUAACUCUGCUCCUACCAAGGAUAUUAGCCUGUUUUUUUCCCUUUUUUCUCCUGGGAAUAAUUGGGGGCUUCUUCCCAAAUUUCUACAACCCCUUUCCUCUUCUCAUGCUUGGGUUUCCCUGUUUGCACGCAUGCGUGUGCAGGACUGGUUGUGUGCUUUAACUAGGCUCUGGGUGGAAGCAUGCUUUCCCUCGUUACUGUUGGAGAAACUCAAACCUUCAAGCUGUAGGUAUAGCCAUUUUGUCAAGUCAUCAACUGUAUUUUUGUACUGGCAUUAACAAAAAAAGAGAUAAAUUAUUGUUCCAUAAAACUUUAAUAAAACUUUAAAAGGAAA
Messenger RNA from Callithrix jacchus (white-tufted-ear marmoset), 1329 nucleotides. RefSeq names its product thioredoxin domain containing 12 (gene TXNDC12). Lineage: Eukaryota; Metazoa; Chordata; Mammalia; Primates; Cebidae. Gene Ontology annotation, cellular component: endoplasmic reticulum. The record is from RefSeq and is a predicted model, not a curated record.